CUGGAGGGGCUUAGGAUUUCGGGUCUCUGGCCGUGGAGCCCCAAUCUCCUGGGGGAUGAGUGUUAGGACCAGAGUGGUUUUAAGGAAUCAGUCUCCUUAGCUAGCUCACAUAUUGCCCAGCAAAGACAAGCACCUCCAGUUGCAGCCGGUAGUUUCCUACCACAAGAGGAGGGCUGGGGUUUAUAAAGCAGGUAGAACCUGGUCGGAAGUUAGGACUCGAUAAAGUAAACAUGGAACCCCCAUUUGCCAACGGACACCACCGGAGGAAUGCUAGCAGACAACAUUUAAAGAUGGCUUACUAAGACCCUGAUGCUUUUCUAAGCUAUCUGCACGUAUUAACUCCUUUGGUUUUCUAUUAGACCCACGACGUGGAGACGAUUAUCCCCCACUUUAUAGGUGACAAAACUGCAGCAUCAAGGUUAAAGCAAGAGAACAAUCUUUUAAGACUAGGGAUGCUGUCGGGGGUACUGGGGUACUGACAACGAACUUCAAGUGGGGAAGAGAACUUCCCAUUGUAUCUACCUCCAGCAAAAGAAAUACAUAAUUCAACAUGGUACAGAAAAAUCUGUGAACAGAGGACACACUCUCCCCUACUGGCCGGAGCCUAACAUUGCGGCAAGAGAAAAAGAGCUGACGAGGAACCGCCCUAUAUCUGGGAUGAGGCGGGGCUGCAGUGGUGGGAGGAACCAAGGCCCCGCCCCUCUCGGUGGAGCUAGUCAUUUCCGUCCUCCGCGGAACUGAGAAAUCGGCGGGCCGAGUUGUGGGCGGAACGCCUCUGGUAGGAAUUCUCUGGUAGGAAGUGGCGCUUGAAUCCGAACGGCGUGCACAGGCCUCGUCCCAGGAUGGCCGAGCUGGAGGCCCAUGGUCGCCUGUGGCUCGAGAGUCCCCCUGGGGGGGCGCCUCCCAUCUUCUUGCCCACGGACGGGCAAGCCCUCAUCCUGGGUCGGGGACCUCUGACUCGAGUCACCGACCGGAAGUGUUCACGAAACCAAGUGGAGCUGGUUGCAGACCCUGAGACCCGGACAGUGGCCGUGAAACAGCUGGGAGUCAACCCCUCAACUGCGGGGACGCAGGAACUGAACCCGGGGUUGAAGGGCUCUCUGGGGGUGGGGGACACGCUGUAUUUGGUCAACGGCCUCCACCCCCUGAUCCUGCGCUGGGAAGAGGCCUGCACAGCAGGACCCCAGCCAGACACUCCACCCGGCACCCCUCCGGUGGACCCAGACGUGAAGGAGGGUACCGAGCAGCGGAAAAAGCGGAUGCGGAAGUCAUCCCCAGGCUGGGAAAGCUUCGAGAAGCUGCUGGUGUUCACGGCACCUGGGGUGAAGGCCCAGGGCAAGGUGGCCAGCUUUGAUCUGGAUGGGACUCUCAUCACCACACGCUCUGGGAAGGUCUUUCCCACCGGCCCCAGCGACUGGAAGAUCUUGUACCCUGAGAUUCCGCGGAAGCUCCGUGAGCUGGAAGCCGAGGGCUACAAGCUGGUGAUCUUCACCAACCAGAUGGGCAUCGGGCGCGGGAAGCUGCCAGCAGAGGAGUUCAAGGCCAAGGUGGAGGCUGUGGUGGAGAAGCUUGGUGUUCCAUUCCAGGUUUUGGUGGCCACUCAUGCUGGCUUGUACCGGAAACCAGUGACUGGCAUGUGGGACCAUCUGCAGGAGCAGGCCAACGAGGGCAUGCCCAUCUCCAUUGAGGAUAGCCUCUUCGUGGGGGACGCUGCCGGUCGCCCCGCAAACUGGGCCCCUGGGCGGAAGAAGAAAGACUUCUCUUGUGCAGACCGCUUGUUUGCCCUCAACCUCGAUCUGACCUUCACCACACCCGAGGAGUUCUUUCUCAAGUGGCCUGCAGCCAGCUUUGAGCUCCCAGCUUUUGACCCGAGGACCGUUGCCUCCUCAGGGCCUCUCUGCUUCCCUGAAUCCAGCUCCCUUCUGAGCUCUGACUCUGAGGUGGUCGUCGCCGUGGGAUUUCCUGGGGCUGGGAAGUCUACCUUCCUCAAGAGGCAUCUGGUGUCCGCUGGAUACGUCCAUGUGAACAGGGACACCCUGGGUUCCUGGCAGCGCUGUGUGACCACCUGCGAGGCAUCCCUAAAGCAGAAGAAGCGGGUAGUGAUAGACAACACAAACCCAGAUGCCCCGAGCCGAGCCAGGUACAUCAAGUGUGCUCAAGACGCAGGCGUCCCUUGCCGCUGUUUUCUCUUCACUGCCACCCUGGAGCAGGCUCGCCACAACAACCGCUUCCGGGAGAUGACCGGGUCCCCGCACGCUCUAGUCACCGACAUGGUGAUGUAUAGCUACAGGAAGCAGUUCGAGGCGCCCACGCUGGCCGAGGGCUUCUCUCAGGUGCUGGAGAUCCCAUUCCGACUGCACCUGGCACCACAGCUGGAGCGACUGUACCGACAGUUCUCCGACGGCUGAGCUACUGCCCCUCGCCUUCACAAUAAAUGCUGUUUUUCUUCAA
This is a messenger RNA of Loxodonta africana (African savanna elephant), 2451 nucleotides long. It is a transcript of the gene PNKP, whose product is annotated as polynucleotide kinase 3'-phosphatase. The record is from RefSeq and is a predicted model, not a curated record. Bases 843 to 2408 code for a protein of 521 amino acids. Gene Ontology annotation, molecular function: protein binding; double-stranded DNA binding; ATP-dependent polydeoxyribonucleotide 5'-hydroxyl-kinase activity. Gene Ontology annotation, cellular component: nucleus. NCBI's taxonomy places the organism in Eukaryota, Metazoa, Chordata, Mammalia, Proboscidea, Elephantidae. Gene Ontology annotation, biological process: DNA repair. The transcript has 17 exons.